AUGAAAAAAAUAAUAACACUUGAUAUAAGAGAACAAUGUCUACAUGUUGAUUACUUUAACCAAAAAAUCAUGAAGCAUUGGCCUAGAGAAUCGAGGCAAAAAAUUCUAAAAGAAGCAAUGAAGUUAUCAGUGUGGGCUGAACGAUCAAUUCAUCCUAAAACCAAGCAUGUGGGAUUUCGGUUAAUAGGAGAAAAGCCAGCUAUUGCUCAGAUCAAAGCAUUUAUUCAUCAGGAAUUUCUUGAAGAAUCUAGCCAUUUACCAAAGAGAAGUUUAACUUCAGAUAAUGUUCCUAGAAGAGGAACUGUUGAUUUCAUGAGGUAUGCUGCAGACAGUGAUGAGCUUUUCCCCUCGUACUGGAGUCUAAAUAAGUCUAAAAAGUUUUGGAGUAAUUUACAAAAUAAAAUUUCUGGAAAGUCGAAAAAACUUUUAGUUGAAGUGGAUAAAGAAACGAAGGAUGCAAUUACAAAGCUCGUUACUCAAACAUUGGAUAUAGGUCUUGUUGGGCAGGGUAAUGAUGCAGCUGGAAUAAAUUAUUCCAGUCUUAAAGUUCUUGAUGUUAAAAUAGUUGAAAACGCUGAAAUGUUUGAACUGUAUCGAGUUCAAAGAAAAAGGCUAUUUGAUAAAAUGGUUAGGAAAGGAAAAAUCUGCCAAGAUAUUGGAAAACUUAGAGGCUCAAAAGGACGAGUGUGUACAACAGAGCUACUAAGUGAUUCAAUGAAAAAAGAACUUUACUAUGAAGUGAACGAGCAUUAUUUGUUCCAUGGUACAAAAUCUGAUACAAUAGAAGCCCUUAUU
This is a messenger RNA of Lymnaea stagnalis (great pond snail), 795 nucleotides long. NCBI's taxonomy places the organism in Eukaryota, Metazoa, Mollusca, Gastropoda, Lymnaeidae. The record is from the annotation of a GenBank genome assembly.